Homarus americanus (American lobster) is the source of this 4190-nucleotide messenger RNA. RefSeq names its product integrin beta-PS-like (gene mys). Bases 183 to 2666 code for a protein of 827 amino acids. NCBI's taxonomy places the organism in Eukaryota, Metazoa, Arthropoda, Malacostraca, Decapoda, Nephropidae. The transcript is spliced from 17 exons. Gene Ontology annotation, biological process: cell migration; integrin-mediated signaling pathway; cell-matrix adhesion. The record is from RefSeq and is a predicted model, not a curated record. Gene Ontology annotation, molecular function: integrin binding. Gene Ontology annotation, cellular component: cell surface; focal adhesion; integrin complex.
GACAGUAUGACGUCACUGUCAGUGUUUGUUUUCCAUUUUUAGCUCUGGAUGACUGCCGUCUCUCCUUAAUUAACUGCUUUUUACCGUUUACAAUGCCCUGGUUUCAUCAAUAGAUAGACAAAGAAGCAUUUCCAUCUCCGUGAAUUGUAUAGGUGUAGAUAAUACUAAUAAUUAAAGCCAAGAUGCGGUGGGUGAGUGUGUUGGCGGUGGUGGUCCUCGGCACGCUGACUUUGGCUUCCCAGGACUGCAAGAACAAGGUGUCGUGCUCGGGCUGUAUCCAGACACCCAAUUGUAUGUGGUGUGGCAAGGCUACGAAUUUCACGGAUGAUAAUGGGAAGUGGCUGUCCAGAUGCAUCAAACGAACAGAUGAAAUUGCCUCUAAAUGGCGUGUUUCAUGUGGCACAGAUUCCAUAUACGAACCUGGGAACUACUUUGAGAAUGUGAACAACGUACAGCUGACUCAGGCUGGUGUACUGGCUGGUAGCGGUGGGAGCGGCAGCGGCAGCGGCAUAAGUGGCAGUGAGAGUGGAGAGGCGGUGGUGCAGAUAAAGCCACAGAGGGUUUCCAUGAGGCUCAGAGUCCAGGAGGCGUACAGCAUGCAGGUGACCUUCAGGCAGGCUGAAGACUAUCCCGUCGACCUGUACUAUCUCAUGGAUCUGUCUAAAUCUAUGGAGGAUGAUAAGGAAUCUCUCUCCAAGUUAGGUGCUCAGUUAGCAGAAGAGAUGCAGAAGAUCACCCAAAAUUUCAAGCUUGGCUUUGGAUCCUUUGUAGACAAAGUGGUGAUGCCGUAUGUGAGCACUGUGCCUGAGAAGCUCCGAGCCCCUUGCAAGGAUUGUGCAUCUCCUUACGGAUUCCGGAAUGCCUUACCACUCACCACCAAUGCUGCUGCUUUUACUAAAGAGGUACAGGAUGCACCUGUGUCUGGUAACUUGGAUGCCCCUGAAGGAGGAUUUGAUGCCAUUAUGCAGGCUAUUGUAUGCCAGGAACACAUCAACUGGCGUCAGGAGGCUCGUAGACUACUGGUGUUCUCCACUGAUGCCGGCUUCCACUAUGCUGGUGAUGGCAAGCUUGGUGGUAUUGUGAAGCCCAACGAUGGCGAGUGUCACAUGGAUAUUAACGGGGAGUAUUACACCCACUCCAAGCUGCAGGACUACCCGUCAGUGUCUCAGAUCAACCAGGUCGCAAAGCAUCACAAAAUUAACUUGAUUUUUGCCGUGACGGAGCAGAAGUCAUCUGUAUAUUCUCGUCUCGCUAAAAUGGUUGAGGGCUCCAGCCAGGGUGAACUGACCGCUAAUUCUUCCAAUGUUGUGGAACUUGUCAAGAGAGAAUACAAUAAAAUCACCAGUAAAGUCGAGCUGAAGGAUAACGCCACAGCACCGGUGUUCAUUCGUUACUUCUCCCGGUGUAAAGGCGGGCAAGAGAAAGAAACCUCGGUGUGUCAGGGUCUCCGAGUGGGCGAUCAAGUCGAGUUCCGUGCCGAGAUUACGGUGGAGAAGUGCCCCGAGAAGAGGGAGGACUGGCGGCAGGUGAUCGGCAUCUAUCCUGUUGGUCUGCGAGAGAACCUCACCAUUGAUUUAGAAAUGUUGUGUGACUGCCAGUGUGAGAGGCCCGGAAAUGAAGGCUACAAACCUGCAGCUGAAGAGUGUGGUAACCAUGGCAUCUACCAGUGUGGUGUGUGUAAGUGUGAUCCAGGGUUCAUGGGCCGCAACUGUGAGUGUGGCACCAACACUCCCUGGGGUGAAGGAAACUUUGAUGAUUCAGGUUGUCGGGAAACCAACACAUCGGCCAUUUGUAGCGGCCAUGGCACCUGUACCUGUGGAGAGUGCAAGUGUAAUGAGAGGGAGGCUGGUGAGAUCAUUGACGGCAAGUACUGUGAGUGUACCAACUUCCUGUGUAGCCGCUUCAAUGGCCUGUUGUGCUCGGGACCAGAACACGGCGAGUGUGACUGCAACGAAUGCAAGUGCAAGCCCGGGUGGAAAGGAGAAGCCUGCAACUGUGAAGAAAGUAUCGACAACUGUAUCAACCCAGCGAGUGGGGAAGUUUGCUCCGGCCAUGGAGAGUGUGAGUGUAACCAGUGCAAGUGUAACGAGACAGAAGACGGUCGUUACUCUGGCAAGUGGUGUGAAGACUGUCCUCUGUGUGGCACAGACUUAAAGUGUCUGGACUUUAAGGAAUGCGUACAGUGUCGUGUUUACGAGACGGGGCCUUUGUCAGAAGAACCAGACUUGUGUACUCGCUGUUCCCUUCUCUACAGCAGCGUCACUGGCCACGUCUUUGCCAACUAUACUAUUAAUGUCACUGAUUGGGUUGAAGUUGAGGAAGAAGGGGAGAAGCUAUGCACCUUCUUUGAUGAGAAUGACUGCCGCUUCAAGUUCGUGUAUGGCUAUGACGAGCAUAAGGAGCCAGUGGUGCGUGUACAGCAGACCCUGGAGUGUCCACCCAAGCUUGAUAUUCUGGGUAUUGUCCUUGGCGUGAUUGGUGCUAUCGUUGCCGUGGGUCUGGCCUUGUUAUUCAUGUGGAAGGUCCUCACCACCAUUCAUGACCGUCGAGAGUUUGCUCGCUUUGAGAAGGAGCGCAUGAUGGCCCGAUGGGAUACUGGCGAGAACCCCAUCUACAAACAAGCCACCUCAACAUUCAAGAACCCCAUGUAUGGUGGUGGCAAGUAAAUUACUCACCACCUCUGAUCUCAUUCUUGGAUCUGAAGUUGUAUUAAUGUGUUUUCCACAACAGUGCUGGAACUGGUGGCUAGUAGUCAGAGUAAACAAUGAACAAAUAUCAAGUAUAUCCAGUAAUUAGUUGUGUUCAUAAAAACUGCAGUUUAUAUAAUAUCUUGAGCCUCCUGUAAUAUUAGUCCCUUUUAUUUUCUCAUAUAGAUUUAUGCAUGUAAUUAUGUGCUUGUAUGAGUACAGUAUGUAAUGAUGUAGGUAAUGGUAGACUAGAUGUGCUGGAUGGUCCAGUGUGAUAUGUGCCAAUAGUAGUGAAUGUUUUAUAAUGUUUUGUACUAAACCGUAUAGUUUUGUUUCCACGUGUUUUGUUAUUAACUGGUGCAUUGAAACCCAUCCUUCAGUGUUAAUACUUACUGGACAACAUAUUGGCAUUCAUAAUUGUCUGCAUCUAUUGAAACAAAGGCAGUGAAUACAUUAUAUGUAAAAUGUACUGUAUAGCUUUUAUGUUGUUACCAGUGAAGUUAUAAUUCAAUAUUAUCCGUUGAUGUUUAUGUAACUAAGAUGUUAUUUUAUACAAAAAAGGGCUUAUUGUUUUAAAGGAUGUAUUUAAGUUUAACUUGAGAGACAUUAAGCCUUUUCAUUCUAUAUUAUAGCUGUCUUGUGUAUAUAUAAACCUCAUAGUAAGAUAUUGCACUACUGUGAUGUACAGUAUAUCAAUCAUAAGAUGGAUAUGGAUUAUUUUUGCAAUUUGUUUCCUAAUAGCUCUGGUUUCUCUCUUUACAUAUUUAUUGAGGGCAGCAGUACAGUAUAUUGUAUUUGACUGAGCAUCAAGGAACAAGACUGACCAUUUGCAUUGGUGACUGGAUGUGUAGAGACUGGUGUGUGGACCAGGAGGAACAAGGGACUAAUUUUCACCAGAAAUAUGUUGUCAGUAGGGAAGUGUGAACAUAGGGCUGAGCUGAACACACAGCCUGGAGACUGAGCGUGAAUGUGAGUUUAUGAUGACCAAUGUGUGAAGUCUUUGUAUAUAAUUAAUUGUAAAGGUGCUUUCACUUUCUCAUCCGUUAAUUUAAAUUAGGAUAAUUUUUUUUCAGUUACAAGUUUUUUUGUACUUGGACAGUUUUUGAAGCUUUACUAAUAUUUAAUGUUGUUAAAUUUAACAUAAGAUUUUAUUUCUUUAUUAAAUGAUCAGACAAAUCUGACAAAAUGUGACUGAUUGCAUUGUUUCCUCCCAGUACAGUGCCUUUGGCAAUAUAGUCAGCAGUGCCUCAUGAUCUAUUUAUAGGUUAAGAGUCUUGCCUUGAAUGUAAAAAAAAAUAUAAUUAUUUUCAGUUUUUGUUGAUGCUUAAACCAAAGUUUGUGAACAAUCAAAAAGAUGUGUAGGAGUAUGGUCACAGUGCAGGCAGCUACUUAUGUAAGCAUUCACAGUAUUCAGUAAUGGCAACUACUCAUAGAUUGUGCGAUAGUAAUUAAGUAAGACUAUGUGUGGUAACUGUACAAUUAUUUAAUAAAUUAAAUUUAAUA